GCACUGCACACAUAUUGUGGCAAACCUCUGAGAAGUAUGACAGUGGAACUGAUUCGAGGUGCUGCCGUGUUUCACAGGGACCUACAUUAUCAUUACAACACGUUGUUUAAGUCGGGAAGCGCAGGACUACGAUAAACCAGCGUCUUGUUGUUCAAAGCCGCUGGAAAAUACGUUUUAAACCCGAGCAAACAUGUUUCUUUUUCCUGUAGUUUAGGAUUUAAUAGCUAUGUUAAGCCCUUUCCGUCUAUUAGCAAAUGUGCAGGCAUAAUUCAUGUGUAAUAUGUCCUGACAAACCACAGGAUGUUGGUGGGCUACAGCAGCAGCUCGGAGGAGGAAAGCGAGUCGGCGGCGGCAGCAGCAACUGCUAACGCACUUUUAUCUCGAAAGUGUCAAGAGGAAGACGAUGCUAACAAUGGCAGCCCAGCGACAAAGAAACACAAAAUUGAGGAACAGGUUCCUAAAACGAGGCUGCCUCUUCCUGGUUGCCUGUUGGCCAUGUUUCCAGAGGAAGUGGCCUCACAGACGGAAGACAGCUCUCUUCAUGGUGGACGCGUGCGCUCUUUUAAACACGAGAGAGGCAACUGGGCUACCUAUGUUUAUUUCCCAUACCAUCCUGAGGAGGAGUUCAGGGAGUUGUUGGAGGAGCUGCUCUCACUAGCCGGGGACCACAGUGUGGUUUUGACCCCGCAGGAGGAGUUCCACCUCAGCUUGUCUAAGACGGUGGUGCUCAGACACCACUGGAUCCAAACCUUCACCCAGAGCCUCAGGGCAGGCCUGGUGCACUGCAAGAGGUUUGUGUGCUCAGCAGGGAGACUGAGGCUCUACUGUAACGCUGAGAGGACAAGGACGUUUUUGGGGAUGGAAGUGUGUACUGGGCAUGCUCAGUUGUUGGACCUGAGCCAAGUCUUAGACAGAACAAUGACCGAGUUUCACCUGGACACCUUCUAUAAGGAUCCAUCUUUCCACGUGAGUCUGGCCUGGUGUGUAGGAGACGUGACAGGACAGAUGAAGGAGUGCAUUCAGGAGAUGCAGAGACUAAUUGAUGACCACGAAGAAGGACCAUUUCUGCUGAGGUUGGACUGCGUGGAGCUGCGCUGCAGGACAGGAAACAAGACCUUCCGCUUCCCUCUGGAGCCCUAAAAUUGGACAUAUGUAUAACUUGACCACUCACCCUUUACAGCUGGGAUCCUCUGAGCCACCUAAAUGAGCUGGAAACGUAUCAAUUUAGUGGUGCAACGAUGA
Etheostoma cragini (Arkansas darter) is the source of this 1242-nucleotide messenger RNA. RefSeq names its product U6 snRNA biogenesis 1 (gene usb1). Gene Ontology annotation, biological process: U6 snRNA 3'-end processing. Gene Ontology annotation, cellular component: nucleus. Gene Ontology annotation, molecular function: 3'-5'-RNA exonuclease activity. Bases 301 to 1140 code for a protein of 279 amino acids. The record is from RefSeq and is a predicted model, not a curated record. Lineage: Eukaryota; Metazoa; Chordata; Actinopteri; Perciformes; Percidae. The transcript is spliced from 7 exons.